AUAUAUAUUAUUAUUAUUAUUAUUAUUAUUAUAGAGAUAGUAGAGAUAAAACACUGGGUUGCCUGUUGCCUCAACCCCAAAGCCAAAUGCGCGAUUACCUACCCUUGCACCGAUGACCUCUGAUGUCCAUCAGUUGGUGAGGCGGGCAUUAACUAUGAGCGAGCGAGAGACGGGCAAAGGCGCUCAAAGAAAGGCGUUAACGCAGCGGAAGAGGGACGCGUGUUUAGAAGGCUCCGUUCUGAACCGUUUUAAAGACGCAACUUUUUUUAUCGAUUGUCAAAAAAAGAAAGACAUCUGAUUUGCAUUUAAUUUGGAGAAGGACACCCACGUGUAUUUUUCUUUUUCUCUGAGAAUCCAACCUAGAUAGACAACUUCUGAAGAGUAGGGCGUGGAUAGCACAGUAUACAGAGAAUACCGGGAAGAUUAAAUACUAAAUUAGUUUUAAAAAGCAGUGCUGUAGCUAUUAACAUUCAUUUAAUUAACUCUCAGUUUUGAUAUAGUUUUUACGCCCGUGUAAUAUCAAGGCGAAUGAAAGUUGCCAUGGAAACCGUUCUGCUCUUCCUCUGUUGGCUCCUAGUGUAUGUCACUGGUGAAACCACUGGACAGGGUAAGUUUGGAUUUUCCCUUCUUCUUCUUCUUCUUCGGGGAGGACUUCUGUGAGGUUGAGAGAUUGAUGGAUCACAGACCAGCAGAGUGACAGCUUAGACAAGACAAUGGAAGCAGGGUAGCAUGACAAGAUGAAGGCGGUGCAGAGAGAAUGGGAAAGAGGGAUGAUGACGAGGAUGGCGAUGACAAAAAUCAUUAAUAAUAAUUGUCAGUGUGCGUACGAGGUAUCAGUGACACACUGGGAGGUAAAGCUGCUAUAAGGUUCACGUCAUCAUAGUUUGGACCGAUGGUAUCAAUCUUCUGAGUGGGAAGAGUGCAGCCUUUUAAGUCUUUUCCCUGUUAUGGUAUUUGCAUUUUGACACCCAAUGAGGACGUGAUGUACCUGCCUAUUCAAAUCAGGUUGGUAUAUUAACGUAAAACUGCAGGAUGUCAAUAUGGAUCUAAAUGGAUGUAGUGUCACCCGUGAGGUAGGGGCUCGAUUCUCCCGUGAGGUAGGGGCUAGAGUCUCCCGUGAGGUAGGGGCUAGAGUCCCCUGUGAGGUAGGGGCUAGAGUCUCCCGUGAGGUAGGGGCUAGAGUCCCCUGUGAGGUAGGGGCUAGAGUCUCCCAUGAAGUAGGGGCUAGAGUCCCCUGUGAGGUAGGGGCUAGAGUCUCCCGUGAGGUAGGGGCUAGAAUCCCCUGUGAGGUAGGGGCUAGAGUCUCCAAUGAUGUAGGGGCUAGAGUCCCCCGUGAGGUAGGGGCUAGAGUCCCCUGUGAGGUAGGGGCUAGAGUCUCCCGUGAGGUAGGGGCUAGAGUCCCCUGUGAGGUAGGGGCUAGAGUCCCCUGUGAGGUAGGGGCUAGAGUCUCCCGUGAGGUAGGGGCUAGAGUCCCCUGUGAGGUAGGGGCUAGAGUCCCCUGUGAGGUAGGGGCUAGAGUCUCCCGUGAGGUAGGGGCUAGAGUCCCCUGUGAGGUAGGGGCUAGAGUCUCCCGUGAGGUAGGGGCUAGAGUCCCCCGUGAGGUAGGGGCUAGAGUCCCCUGUGAGGUAGGGGCUAGAGUCUCCCGUGAGGUAGGGGCUAGAGUCCCCUGUGAGGUAGGGGCUAGAGUCCCCUGUGAGGUAGGGGCUAGAGUCUCCCGUGAGGUAGGGGCUAGAGUCCCCUGUGAGGUAGGGGCUAGAGUCCCCUGUGAGGUAGGGGCUAGAGUCUCCCGUGAGGUAGGGGCUAGAGUCCCCUGUGAGGUAGGGGCUAGAGUCCCCUGUGAGGUAGGGGCUAGAGUCUCCAAUGACGUAGGGGCUAGAGUCCCCCGUGAGGUAGGGGGGAGGGGUCCCCUACUGAGAUCAUGGAUUGUCCUGCAUUUUGGGUGGUAUUUCUUAGUUUUUUUUUCAUGUGCUUAUUUUAAUUUCUUUUUCUUCUUUUAAAAUGUCUGUAAAGCACUUUGUAAAGUCAGUGGUUAAAACUGUGCUUUAUAAAUAAAAAUUGAUUGUUUGUUUGAUUGAUUGAUCUAAUAUGUCCUGUUUAUUUGUGAAUUUUGUCUUUUGUUUUUGUCGUGUUAAGCAGAGAACAAUGAGAAGGUCAUAGACCCAUUUGACUAUGACUAUGAAAGCCUUCGGAUUGGAGGACUGGUGUUCGCUGUGAUUCUCUUUGCCCUGGGCGUCCUCCUCAUCCUCAGCCGAAGGUGUCGCUGUAGUUUGAACCAGAAGCCCAG
Brienomyrus brachyistius is the source of this 2284-nucleotide messenger RNA. RefSeq lists its product as uncharacterized. The coding region runs from base 1041 to 1997 and encodes 318 amino acids. The transcript has 8 exons. The record is from RefSeq and is a predicted model, not a curated record. NCBI's taxonomy places the organism in Eukaryota, Metazoa, Chordata, Actinopteri, Osteoglossiformes, Mormyridae.